GUUUUUAAUAGGAAUCAAGCAAAGAAGUUGAUUCAUCCAAUUCUUUGAUUCCAUUUCUAGCCCUAUAUAUAAAGAAGACAAUCCAAGAUUUCAACAAUAUCACAAACAAAGCAAGCCCUCCUCUUCUUUGUCUUUGUUGUUUUUGAAUCUAUAGAGCUUUUUGUAAAGAUGAGCAACAGGUUGUUGUUGGGACCAGGUUCUAUAGGCUCCGAUUCGAUGCAGCAACUAAUAAAAACUGACAGAGGCAGCUUCAUGGCAUCCGAUGACACUGUCAUGUUGAAGCAAAUCCAGACAACUCAUAAUCCCGAUGGCCGCGAAAUUGACAUUAAAUCUAUUCUUCUUAUCGUCGAGGACAUCCUCAGCCGUGCCACCAUGACCGUCGAAACCAGCAUUGUCCCGGGCGUCCAUGCACAAAUUGAAAACAUGGAAAACAAAGCCCACCAAGCUAGUGUCACUCUCAUGCUUGAGGCGCUCUCAUAUAUAAUUGACCGAAUUGCUUGUGAGAUGACAUACAAGUCUUUGGCUGGUGUGGAUGGACAUCAAAUAACAGUCUCUCUCUUUACUAUGCUAUCAAGCUAUUCAUGGGAUGCAAAAUUAGUGUUAGCCCUAGCAGCCUUUGCAUUGAACUAUGGAGAGUUCUGGCUUCUAGCUCAGAUUUACACAUCAAACCAACUCGCAAAAUCAAUGGCGAUCCUUAAGCAGUUGCCGUUCAUCAUGGAGCACUCGGGCCCACUGAAACCCCGGUUUGAUUCCCUAAACAGUCUCAUCAAGGCCGUGUUGGACUUGACUCGGUGCAUUGUCUCGUUUAGAGAGCUACCAUCGACGUAUAUUACUCAGGACAUGCCAGCUUUGUCCACGGCCAUGGCCACUGUCCCAACUGCUGUGUAUUGGGCCAUUAGAGGAAUCAUAGCUUGCGCAACUCAAAUCACUAGCCUCACUACCAUGGGCCAUGAGUAUGUAGCAGCCACCAUGGAGGCAUGGGAACUAUCCACCUUGGCUCACAAGAUCAAUAACAUACAUGAACAUCUCAAGAAGCAACUCGAUAUUUGCUAUCAACUCAUAGAGGAUAGGAGGAGCAUUGAAGCUUAUGAGGCACUACUGCGUGUCUUUGAUAUGAUCCACAUAGAUAACAUGAAAGUUCUCAGGAUGCUGAUUUAUGCCAAGGAUGAUCUGCAACCACUCUUUGAUGGUUCUUCUAAGAGAAGGGUUAAUCUCGACGUUUUGAGGAGGAAGAAUGUAUUAUUGCUCAUAUCAAGCCUAAACAUCUUACCGGAUGAGCUUUCAAUUCUUGAACAAAUUUAUAGUGAGUCGCGACAUCAUGCGACGAGAAUGGAUAAUCUAUAUGAGAUGGUAUGGGUCCCAAUCGUGGAUCGCACGGUGCAAUGGACAGACCCUAUGCAAAAGCAGUUUGAGGAUUUGCAAUCUACUAUGCCAUGGUAUACGGUGCACCACCCUUCCUUGAUUGAUCGGGCAGUCAUCAGGUUCGUCAAGGAGAAGUGGCACUUAAGGAAUAAACCCAUCCUAGUGGUCCUGGACCCUCAAGGGAAGGUUGUGAGCCCCAAUGCCAUCCACAUGAUGUGGAUUUGGGGAAGUAAUGCAUUUCCUUUCACAAUCACGAGAGAGGAAGCUCUUUGGAGAGAAGAAACUUGGAGGCUUGAGUUGUUGGUGAAUGGUACUGACCAAACAAUAUUGAAUUGGAUUAAAGAAGGAAAGUAUAUUUUCUUGUAUGGAGGGGAUGACAUGGAGUGGAUCCGAAGAUUCACCAAGACAGCACGCUCUGUUGCACAAGCUGCGAACAUCCCUCUAGAGAUGGCUUAUGUUGGAAAGAGUAGCAAGAAGGAACAAAUCCGAAGAAUCAUCAACACCAUCAAUCAGGAUAAACUGAGUUAUUCUUGGUCAGACCUCAUGAUAUGGUUCUUUUGGACUAGGCUAGAAAGUAUGUUGUUUUCCAAGAUUCAACUAGGAAGGGCCGAUGAUCAAGACCCCACAAUGCAAGAGAUCAAGAAACUACUUAGCUACGACAAGAGUGGAGGGUGGGCAGUGCUAAGUAAGGGAGCGGACGUGGUGGUGAAUGGGCAUGGGACAACCAUGUUGCCUACCUUGGUAGAAUAUGAUACGUGGAAGGGGCAUGUGAUCACAAAAGGCUUCGAAAAAUCGUUUAAGGAUCACCAUGACAUGCUUCAUGGUGUUGCUCAUCCCUGUUGUCGCUUCGAGUUUCCAAGUAUGGGGGGAAGGAUUCCAGAGAGCAUGAAAUGUCCGGAGUGCCAGCGAACCAUGGAGAAGUACACCACCUUCCUUUGUUGCCAUGAUGACAACACUACAACCUCGUUCUACUAAAGCCCCAACCUCUCGUUACUUGCUAAUUAAUACUAUCAAUUCUGCUAAAAAUACCAAAAUUAAUAUAUGAAUAAAACUGGGUAUGAAAUGUAGCGUCAAGGUCACUCUUGUGGGCUUUGAUAAAGUUGGUGGUCUAAUUCUUGCUAAAUAAGAGCCACUUUGAUGUAAAAAUGGCACCAUAUUAAUAAUAAUAUUGAGUAUUAUUAUUUGGCU
Camellia sinensis is the source of this 2550-nucleotide messenger RNA. RefSeq names its product protein SIEVE ELEMENT OCCLUSION B. The record is from RefSeq and is a predicted model, not a curated record. Gene Ontology annotation, biological process: phloem development. Lineage: Eukaryota; Viridiplantae; Streptophyta; Magnoliopsida; Ericales; Theaceae.